AUGCAAGCAAUCUUGGCAAUUCAGAUCUCAGACGACCACAUACGAAAUCACGAAAUGGCUGUUCGCGCUGCAAAGAUAGACGGAUGUGACGAGACAAAGCCAAGCUGCUUGGAAUGUGUACGCAGAGGAUUGACAUGUCCAGGGUUUCGAAAGCGGCUAAAGUGGCGAUAUAUGUUUAAUGAAGUAGAUCAAUCCGUGGAUGAUAAAUCUUGGCCGGUCGCUCCGGAACAGGAAAAUCACAGAGAGCUUGAUUCUGCCUCCAAACCGGCUACGCCCAAGGAACAUCAUUCCAGCAUAUCACCACCGAGCGCACAACUCAGUCCAAAGGACCGGGAGUCUGACAUUUCAAAAUUGGAUUAUUUUUCAGUAAUCAGUCCAUCAAGCAGUCCCUCCGAGGACGCCUCUGCGAUCAAUAUUCCGAAUAUUCCUUCCUCGGAAGGCCUCGAGCAAGCUCCAUUUGCGAAGAAAAAUGCUCAACCAAUUGCUGAACCAUCUCGACCGGAUAGUCUGUCGGUGCUGCAUCGACUCACUAGCACCACAUUGCAAUCUCCUCUGACCAACCUGCCCGAGACGUUGGUCCGCUAUUACUUCGACUACGUUUGUCCCAUCUUUUCUUCUUUUGACUCUCCCACAAACCCUUUCCGCGCGACAAUUGCACAAUUCUGGAGCCGAAGCGCACCCAUCUACUUCGCCGUUCAAAGUAUGGCAGCUGCUUCACUCGCCAAUGAUUUCCCGGGCAUGCGAACCGUUGGUAUCCAGAUGCAGCAACAGGCAUACACAUGCCUGAAAGAACAGUUCCAAGGGCUUCGACCGGCCCUGUUGGAUGAUCAUGAUCAUGAUCAUGAUGAUGACGACGGCGGAGAGAUUUUUUUUGCGCUGCUGAUGGUCGGCUCGACAACCGCCUGGCAUAAUGGGGCAGAUCUCGCUUUUGUGGCUGACUGGAGCCCGGAAACCAGCACCGCUAACAACGAUCCAGCCCCACCCGACGCAGAGACUCGCCCUCCUUUAUAUUACCUUGUCAACGGGAAAACCCUCGUCCACCCUUGGACCGGCCCUCUCUCCAGGGUCCUUGGGCCUUUCUAUCGGACAGCAAAACUAGUCCGAUCCACACGGUCAUCGCCAUCCAGCAGCUCGGAUAGCAUGGACAUUUUCUGGCUCGACAUGGUCAAUAUCUUGACCGAAACGAGACAGGCAGACAUGGCGCUACUCCUCGAGGACGAACUAGUCGCUCUCGACUUAUCGUCUGGCGGCAGUCCUGUACCAACAGGUGACCCGAACACUCCAGCAUCCCACUUUGUCGCCUUGGCCGAAGUGUACCGCUGUGUUGCGCUCUUGCAAAUCUAUCAUGUGUUCCCCGACGUCCUCGUUACUCGCAUGCGCUGCACCAAGGCGGAGCCGGAGCCGUUCCUCGCUCACAAUAUCGAUUUUCGAAGCCUGUUCGACUUUCCCCGUGCAAAGGCCUUUGGACUGGCCUCGCUCCCCGUGCGCGAUAUCUGCCGCUUUCUAGCAUUGCAUAUUGUUUUACUUCUUGAUCAGCUGCCAAUCACCUCUGGCACGCGGUGUAUGCAGCCUGUCCUUCUUGCUGCUACUGCAGGCAGUCUUAACUUUUCAACAAUGACACAAUUUAGUGUUGGUGCACAUACACUGGCUAGCUUUGAUCCUGUCAAUAUGGAAAUUGCUUGGGCAAGGCGCCGUGUUAAAACAAGAUUAUUGGACCUGAUGAACAUCCUACAAAGCCACCGCUGGAACGGGUAUUCCAGAUUGUGUGCAAAACCUGGGCAAGAGCAGAUUUGGGCUUCGAGGCUUUCUGGCUAGAUGUCAUGAUUGAAGGCAAACUAGAGACGAUGAUGGGACAACGUUGAUUCCUACCACGAGUACAGACUAUUUUCUUCUUAAAACAAAUCACAACUACUCUUGAAUUGUCUACUUUGAGAAAUACCA
Xylona heveae TC161 is the source of this 1941-nucleotide messenger RNA. RefSeq lists its product as hypothetical. The record is from RefSeq and is a predicted model, not a curated record. Gene Ontology annotation, biological process: positive regulation of transcription by RNA polymerase II. Bases 1 to 1815 code for a protein of 604 amino acids. Gene Ontology annotation, molecular function: zinc ion binding; DNA-binding transcription factor activity, RNA polymerase II-specific; transcription cis-regulatory region binding. NCBI's taxonomy places the organism in Eukaryota, Fungi, Ascomycota, Xylonomycetes, Xylonales, Xylonaceae. Gene Ontology annotation, cellular component: nucleus. The transcript has 3 exons.